Messenger RNA from Elgaria multicarinata webbii, 1650 nucleotides. It is a transcript of the gene SNTG1, whose product is annotated as syntrophin gamma 1. The coding region runs from base 67 to 1650 and encodes 527 amino acids. NCBI's taxonomy places the organism in Eukaryota, Metazoa, Chordata, Lepidosauria, Squamata, Anguidae. Gene Ontology annotation, molecular function: protein binding; structural molecule activity. The record is from RefSeq and is a predicted model, not a curated record. The transcript is spliced from 18 exons. Gene Ontology annotation, cellular component: intracellular anatomical structure; dystrophin-associated glycoprotein complex.
CAGUUUUCCUCGCUGCACUUUUUUAUCAAGUCUUCAAGUGACAAAUAUAUCUUGGUGCCAUAGCACAUGGAUUUCAGGACUGCAUGUGAAGAGACAAAGACAGGGAUUUGUUUGCUGCAGGAUGGUAACCAGGAGCCUUUCAAAGUGCGGCUGCACUUAGCCAAAGAUAUUUUGACGAUUCAAGAACAAGACGUGAUCUGUGUGUCUGGUGAACCUUUUUAUUCUGGUGAAAGAACUGUAACUAUUAGAAGACAAACUGUAGGAGGAUUUGGAUUAAGUAUAAAGGGAGGAGCAGAGCAUAAUAUUCCAGUGGUUGUUUCCAAAAUUUCCAAAGAGCAACGAGCGGAACUCUCAGGCUUGCUGUUUAUAGGAGAUGCGAUUCUACAGAUUAAUGGAAUUAAUGUAAGAAAAUGCAGGCAUGAAGAAGUGGUCCAAGUUCUUCGAAAUGCUGGAGAAGAGGUGACCCUAACUGUGUCCUUUCUCAAAAGAGCACCUGCAUUUCUCAAACUGCCCCUCAACGAGGAUUGUGCAUGCAUUCCUAGCGAUCAGAGUAGUGGCACAUCAUCACCUCUGUGUGACAGCGGUUUACAUCUUAACUACCAUCCCAAUAAUACGGACACACUUUCAUGUUCUUCAUGGCCUACAUCUCCAGGGCUUAGGUGGGAGAAGAGGUGGUGUGAUCUCCGAUUAAUCCCACUCCUUCACUCCCGGUUUUCCCAAUAUCUCCCAGGAUCAGACAUGUGCAGGCAAAAUGCAUUCCAAGUAAUUGCUGUCGAUGGCAUUUGCAGUGGAAUAAUUCAGUGCCUCUCUCCCGAAGACUGUGUUGACUGGCUGCAAGCAAUAGCAACGAAUAUUUCCAACCUCACAAAGCACAAUAUUAAAAAAAUCAACAGGAAUUUCCCCGUAAACCAGCAGAUAGUCUACAUGGGCUGGACAGAAGAACGGGAGCAAGAUUCUCUUCAGGACCGAAUGUAUACACCAAAGUUUCUAGCAUUGAGGGGUUCUUCACUUUAUAAAUUUAUUGCACCUCCAGUUACUACGUGGGACUGGACUCGAGCUGAAAGAACAUUUUCUGUAUAUGAGAUCAUGUACAAAAUACUCAAGGACAGUGAUCUACUGGAUCGGCGAAAACACUGCUUUGGUGUCCAGUCUGAAACGGGAGAGGAUCUCUACUUUUCUGUGGAAUUAGAAUGUGACCUCAUACUAUGGGAAAAGGCCUUCCAGUCAGCAACAUUUUUAGAAGUGGAACGGAUACAGUGCAAGACAUACGCCUGUGUUCUGGAGAGUCAUCUAAUGGGGCUUACCAUAGACUUUGGCAUGGGCUUUGUGUGCUUUGAUGCUGCAACAAAGGCUGUACUGUGGCGGUACAAGUUUUCCCAGCUUAAGGGGUCUUCAGACGAUGGCAAGAGCAAAAUCAAAUUUUUGUUCCAAAAUCCAGAUACUAAGCAGAUUGAAGCAAAGGAAUUGGAAUUUUCCAAUCUCUUUGCAGUCCUGCAUUGUAUCCACUCAUUCUUUGCUGCCAAAGUGGCGUGUUUGGACCCACUCUAUGUUGGCAGUCAAGCCACGGCAGCUUCUUCUUCUGCUGCUGCUACCACUGCUGCUGUUGCUACUGUGUCUUCUGGCAGUACCAAAUUAAAGUAUACGACUUGA